GCGCUUUCGCAGAGACAGGCGAGGUCUUCUUCUCCAGUAAGGACUCAGCGGCACCCUUCGUCUUCCGGGUUGGCGCGGGCGACGUGAUUCCUGGGCUUGAGAUGGGAGUCAUGAAGAUGUCAGUAGGAGAGAAAGCACGGCUUCAUAUUCCGGCAGAUCUGGCCUAUGGCCAGAAAUCGGAUCGUGUGAAGGUGGCAGUUGUGAAG
This is a messenger RNA of Symbiodinium necroappetens, 206 nucleotides long. The record is from the annotation of a GenBank genome assembly. Lineage: Eukaryota; Dinophyceae; Suessiales; Symbiodiniaceae.